AGGGUGUUAUUUGGGAUCUACAGGUUGUUGAUAUAAGCAAUACCUGUCUGUGGCAUAAACCUGUUCUCUAAUAAAAUGACGAUAAGGCGUUUCUCCUUCACAGGGAACCGACGACUGAAUCUCUUGUCCUACAAAGGCUUCCUGCAGUUUAAUGGGAGCUGUGGAAGUCUCCGUAGCAGUGGGGGCAAAGGUCUGGCACGCUAAGGACAACUGUGGAGGAACACAACCACCGCAACCGCAGCCAUGGAUGACCUGGCCAAUGACUCUGCUGUGCGGCCACUGCUGUCGGAGGCACGUCUCAUCUACGCCAUCACUGUGCCCCUGUCCACCGCCAUCAUCCUGGCCAACCUGGUCAUCAUCCUGGGCAUCUCCUGUAACCGUCAGCUCUACAACACCCCAAACUACUUCUUCCUGAGCCUGCUAGUGGCUGACCUGUGUACGGGCGUGGCCCUACCGUUCAUCCCCUGGAUGGGACUCAACCGUCCGCUGAGUUUUAGCUCCUGUCUCCUGGUUCAUAUUUUUCCUAAUUUCUUGUUCCUGGCGUUCCUGUUUAACCUGGUGAUAGUUCAUUAUGAGAGAUACAUGUGCAUCAUGAGUCCAUUACAUUAUAGCAGCUUCUGGGUUCACCGCCACUUCCCGCUGGUGCUGCUCGCCGUGUGGGCGCCGCCACUGCUCUACGCCUCCCUGCCCGCCUUCGGCUGGAACAACCGGGCCGGCCCAGGGUGGAACGGCUGCUGCUCGUUUAACGACACGGGCGCGCUGCGUGCGCCGGUGAACUGUUCCACCGGGGUGGCAGCGGCGCCGGGCGGCUCCGAGUGCUGCUCUUACAGACGGGUCUUCCCCAACGCCUUCAUCUACCUCGAGGUGUACGGGCUGCUGGCGCCUUCCAUCCUGUCCAUCGCGGGCAUGACGGGACGUGUGCUGUGGAUCACCCGGGGCCAGAUGAAGGACAUCUGCCGGCUGCACCGCUCCGUGGCGACCAGGGGGGGCGGUCAGGCCUCGGAACGGGAGCAGCGGCUCAACCUCCGCUACACGCGGUGUGUGGCCGCCGUGUCGCUGACCUUCCUGGCCUGCUGGGUGCCCUACAUCAUCUACAUACACGUCUGCGUGGCGUUUCUGCUCAGCAAGGAGACGCGCGGGAACUCCACCACACACAUCGUGCUGUCGUGCACGGGCAUCGGGAGCAUGGCAGUGAUGCCGCUGGUCCUGGGGCUGGCCAACAGGCAGUACACAGACCCGGUGAGGAAACUCCUCCAUAAACUCAGAGACAGAUGGAGGAGGAGACAGGACUCUGAGGAUAUGGCUCUCUGAGUAGCCAGGACAGGACUGCUCUCACUUUGGGGAUGGACGCGUGGGAUUAUAAAUGGGGAUUAUAGCAUAUGGAUGAUGAAGCAUCCUCUGCUCCUGGAUGAGGGCAGUGGCGCCCCAAGUCUGUGGACUCUAGCUGUAAGGGAGUAGCAGAAAGACCCCAUUCGAGGUGCAGGACUGGUAAGGUUGCCCCACCUCUCCCAUGUCUGUCAGUUUAUAGUCACAGCAUGUGUGACUCUUGCCAUUGGGGCCAUUGAGUGCGUUAUGUUUAAAUCCAUCAGUAUACAUGUGUACACUACUUGGGUAGUCAUAAUAAAUUCAAAACAAUCACUGUAAAAGUCAC
Molecule: messenger RNA, 1651 nt
Organism: Oncorhynchus kisutch (coho salmon)
Lineage: Eukaryota; Metazoa; Chordata; Actinopteri; Salmoniformes; Salmonidae
Product: G-protein coupled bile acid receptor 1-like
Exons: 2
Coding region: 244-1311 (355 amino acids)
Biological process (GO): G protein-coupled receptor signaling pathway
Cellular component (GO): plasma membrane
Molecular function (GO): G protein-coupled bile acid receptor activity
Source: RefSeq, a predicted model, not a curated record